Messenger RNA from Colletotrichum aenigma, 336 nucleotides. RefSeq lists its product as uncharacterized. The record is from RefSeq and is a predicted model, not a curated record. Bases 1 to 336 code for a protein of 111 amino acids. The transcript is spliced from 2 exons. NCBI's taxonomy places the organism in Eukaryota, Fungi, Ascomycota, Sordariomycetes, Glomerellales, Glomerellaceae.
AUGGCGGACCGGGUUCAUCGCGUCACCAUGUUCAAGAUUGCCGACGAGGGGCAGAAGAAGCAGUUGAUUGAGCAGUACAAGAAGCUCGGAGACUCCCAGAAGAAGGACGGCAAGCCGUACAUCCUCUCCAUGGUCGUCGGCCCCGCCGUCGACGACCCCCGCGCCCAGGGCUUCACCAUCGUCGCCAAGACCGAGUUCGCCUCGCUCGAAGACAUGAAGUACUACGACGACGAGUGCGCCGCCCACGGCGCCCUCAAGUCUUUCGUCAAGGAGAACCUCACCGUCGGCGGCGUCAUGUCGGUUUACUUCAAGCCCGAGGCUGUUGCGUCGUUGUAG